Fonsecaea multimorphosa CBS 102226 is the source of this 1605-nucleotide messenger RNA. RefSeq lists its product as uncharacterized. The record is from RefSeq and is a predicted model, not a curated record. Gene Ontology annotation, biological process: transmembrane transport; carbohydrate transport. NCBI's taxonomy places the organism in Eukaryota, Fungi, Ascomycota, Eurotiomycetes, Chaetothyriales, Herpotrichiellaceae. Gene Ontology annotation, molecular function: carbohydrate:proton symporter activity. The coding region runs from base 1 to 1605 and encodes 534 amino acids. The transcript is spliced from 9 exons. Gene Ontology annotation, cellular component: membrane.
AUGGGUCGCAAAUACCUGGGAGGCUCGGGUAGCGCCCUAACAGUUUGGAUCUCGCUAGCCGCCUCAACUGUUCUCAUAUUCUAUGGAUAUGAUCAGGGCGUAUUCGGCAACGUUCUCGUUGGGAAGGAUUUCCUCCAGACUAUGGGUAAUCCAGAUGCAACUGUGCAGGGCACCCUGACUAGCGUAUACAAUCUCGGCUGUUUCGGAGGCGCGCUGUCGACAUUGUACACCGGAGACCGACUUGGCCGUCCACGCACCAUUAUGCUUGGGAGCUCCGUCAUUGCCAUUGGCGCAAUCGUUCAGGCAGCCUGCUAUUCAAGGGGUCAAAUGUUUGCGGGCAGGGUCAUCGCGGGCCUUGGGACAGGCAUGAACACUGCCACCGCUGGAGUUUGGCAGUCGGAGACCAGCAAGAUGCAAAGCCGUGGCAAGCUUGUCAUUAUUCAGAUGGCAAACUGCAUAACUGGCUUUUGCCUGUCGAAUUGGCUCACUCUUGGAUUUUCGUUCCUCAAGAGUUCAGUUGCCUGGCGAUUCCCACUCGCUUUUCAAUGCUUCUUCACGCUAUUGAUAUGGUUGAUGUGCCCUUUCCUCCCGGAUUCGCCCCGCCUUCUUAUCCGUAAGGGCAAGCACCAAGAGGCAUUAGAAGUGCUCGCUGCUCUCGAAGGACAUGGCGCGACUGCCGAUUCGCCUUCGGUGCGCACACAAUACAACAUCAUCAAAAGUGUCUUGGACAAAGAGCACGCACAGACCUAUACUUGGUGGCAGCUCCUCACCGGCCGAGGUCCUUCAGGAGUCGUCCGGCGAAUGAUACUAGGCGCCUGGAUGCAGGCCAGUAAUCAGAUCUCAGGUAUCAACGUGACAAGUUAUUUCCAAACGUAUAUCUUCAUCCAUGCUAUCAAUCUCAACGAGCUUUUAGCUCGAAUCCUCGCAGCUGCCGGGUCGGUCGACUACCUUAUCUUCAGCUUUUUGGCAUGGUUCGUCAUUGAACGGUAUGGGCGUCGUCGGGUCAUGAUGUGUUCAGCGUUUGCCUGUUCCAUGUGCUGGACUAUUAUCAGCAUUGCCCUGGGGCUGUCCCAGAACGGUAAAGGAGAUACGUACAAGCUAGGUGCCCUUGCUACCACCUUCUUCUUCGUGUUCUUCGCCUCGUUUGGAAUGGGCGUGCUCGGUGUCCCGUGGCUCUACCCCACCGAAAUCAACCAUAUCUCUUUCCGGGCCAAGGGUGCUUCUCUAGCAAUGUCGACGAACUGGAUCAUGAACUACAUGGUCGCUCAAGUAACGCCACCGGGGAUUGCCAACCUAGGUUACAAGUUCUGGAUUAUCUGGGCUGUAAUCUGCUUCUCCUUCAUCCCUAUCACCUAUUUCUUCUAUCCCGAGACGGCCAACCGGACACUGGAGGACAUUGACCGAUACUUUGCGGAACACCGCAAUAUCUUCGUCUUCCGGGACAAAGUUGCCACGCAGUUGAAGAGGCCGGAGAUGUGGGAGAGGAUGGAUGAGGAAGUCGAACGGAGGGCGGAAGAGGAGAAGAUUAGGAACGGCGAGCAGAUGGAGCGGGACAGCGAGGACGUGGAGAAGGGUGAGCAGAAGGUGGUGUACAUUGAGAAGUGA